UUUCAAAUACAAACACACUCACAAAAGUAUAAAAAAUUUAAUUUUGUUUUUGAAUAGAAGCUACAUACAUACAUAUAUACAAUGACAACAGAAAAUAGUACAAACAAUGGCCUCGAAGAUGUCCAGUAUCUGCUGCAUCUAGAAUCUCUCAAGCGCUACACAGAGCAGGCCAAAAAUAUGCACCGUCAAACCGAAGAGCAUGCGCGCCAUUUUGUCGAAGCCAAACGGGAAUAUCAGCGGGAAUACACAAGCCUGGUUAGCUUGAGCAAAAAUGUAGACCUGCGCGAGCUACUCGAAGCGAAGAGCUCUGAGAUAGCCGCUGCGCGUGUGGCAAGUCUACCCGCUCAGCUAGAAGAAGUAAGCACCGCCCUUUCCAGUGAAAAGCGACCCACCGAAUUGGAUAACCAGAUUCUGGAAGAGUGCAAGCAGCAGCUGGAAAGCCAUCAUCGACCGCGCAACAAACUCUCGAAUCAACACAAAUUCACCAAGAACCGAGAAGCGUUUAAAUCGCUGCACACCAUGAUCCAGAAUGUGGAAAAUGGAUUUCAGCUCUCUACAUUGGCGGCAAUGGAUCAAAUGAUCGCCGAUCCGCCGAAUCAAUAAUAUGCAAUCAAUUAACUAUUUGUUCAUUGCAUACAGUUAGUACCUUCAAGUAGCAUAAAUAUGUGUCUGUAUAAUAUAUACUCGUGCAUAGGUAUAAAAUACAAAAUAAAAAUAUACAUGUUAGUCCC
Molecule: messenger RNA, 731 nt
Organism: Drosophila arizonae
Lineage: Eukaryota; Metazoa; Arthropoda; Insecta; Diptera; Drosophilidae
Gene: dgt4
Product: dim gamma-tubulin 4
Source: RefSeq, a predicted model, not a curated record